UUACUCGUAGCGCAGGAUUUCCAUAUGAGUGCCUGCGAGAGUUUGGCUUUGGAAGGUUGGGCUAUUAAUAGAGAGAUAUUCGGCAGCCUUGCUGGGCAGGUCUAGUUUCGGAAUCUAGCUGACUUAACUGUGCAAAGCCAUUUCACCCCUCCUGGAUGGGGCAUGCUGGUUCCCUCCUUGGGUGUUAUUGAUCGGAGGAGACAGAGUAAUUUUUCUUAGCAUAAAUUUUUGCUGAUCUUCAUGGGAGAUGAGUGCUGAAGGCAUGAUGGAGGAUCCAGACCAAAAACAUGGAGGCAAGAAUGGGAAAAAGGAAGGCCUGUCCGGCAGCUCCUUCUUCACUUGGUUCAUGGUUAUUGCUCUGCUGGGUGUUUGGACAUCAGUUGCUGUCGUGUGGUUUGACCUUGUAGACUAUGAAGAAUUUAUUGGAAAACUGGGAGAUUACGAUGCAGAUGGUGAUGGAGAUUUUGACGUGGACGAUGCCAAGGUUUUGCUAGGCCUGAAAGAAAGAUUCGUGUCUAAGAAAACUUCUGAAGACAUUGAUGAGACGGACUCCCUACCAUCAGAUAUCUCUGAUGCAGAACUGGAGGAAGCUAUUAAUGCUAUAAAAGAUUCCCUGACACCUGAUAACGAUGUGUUUGACAUAGAAGAUGCUCUGGAUGAUCAUGAAACACAAGAUGAUGCACCAAGUGAAUUCUCCUUAGAAGAUGCUGUGGAGCCCAGUGUUCAUGAAUCACUUCGCUCUGAACCAGAAGUAAAUGAAGAGCCAGAAGAAGAGCCAGUGAUAGAAGAACCCAUAAUAGAGGAAGAAGUUUAUGCUGAAGAACCUGUGGUUGAAGAGCAAGAAAUUGAUGAUGAUACUGAGCAGGUUUUGGAGAGAGAACCGGCUGCUGAUGAUGAUGAUGAUGAUGAUGAUGAUGUGGAAGAAGAAACAUUAACACAAGGAGAUGAGCAAGAUCCAGCAGAGCAGCAAGAACCAGAAUCUGUAUAUGAGCAAGCGGUAGAGGAGACAGAAACUGAAUUCCUGAAUGCUCCUUAUACAGAAACAGAACAGCCUGUAGACUUAGAUGAUGUUGAGUAUGAAGCUGUUGAAGAAGCAGAAGAAAUACCAGCACAUGUAGAAGAUGAACAACCUGAAGUAGAGGUAGCAACAGAGGAAGAAGACCCUCAGGAUGACAAUUUUGAGGAUAACCAAGAGGCUGAAUUGCCAACAGAUGAAGAAGAAUCUGAUAUACCUGAAAAAUCAUUUAUGUCAGUGCAAGUAGACUUCAGUGUCGACCCCGAAGUAUAUGAAACUGUGUAUUAUGAUGAAGAAACUCGUCCUCAGACAGAGCUGGAAGAGGAAGAACCAGCUGAAUUAUCCGAUGUUCCAGAGGCAGAUGGGGAAGCUGUGCCGAAAGAAACAGAGGAAUCUGCAACAGAAACGUUAGAAGACGAUGACCAUGAAGAAGAGGUUAAUGCACAUGAACAUAUUGAAGUAGAACAGAAUGAAAUUCCUGAAAAUCCAGUCGUGGACGACAGGCCAAGUGAAAAGACAGAAGAACAUCAUGCAGAGACUUCCGAGGGUCAGCAAGGAGAACAUGCAGGAGGUGAAUCGGCAUCACAAGAGAAAAAGGAGACAGCCAAGAAAAAAAAGCCCAAGCUGUUAAACAAGUUUGAUAAAACAAUAAAGACUGAACUUGAUGCUGCAGAGAAAUUACGCAAAAGGGGAAAAGUGGAAGACGCUUUAAAAGCUUUUGAACUUCUGGUGACAAAAUAUCCCCAGAGUCCAAGAGCCAGAUACGGGAAAGCUCAGUCUGAAGAUGACGUGGCCGAGAAGGUGAGGAGCAAUGAUAUUCUGUUGCGUGCUAUUAGCUCAUAUGAAGAAGUGGCUGGGUUGCCCAAUGUUCCUGCUGAUCUAGUGAAAGUUGCACUAAGAAGAAAAGCCAAUCGCCAACAAUUUUUGGGCCGCAUGCGAGGAUCUAUACUUACUCUUCAGAAGUUAGUACAGCUCUACCCUGAAGAUCUAUCACUCAAGAACGAGCUUGGUGUUGGCUAUCUUCUGCUUGGAGAAAAUCAGCAAGCCAAACAAGUGUAUGAAGAGGUUUUAUUAUCAGAUGCUAAGAACGGUUUUGCCAAAGUACAUUACGGAUUCAUCCUGAAAGCAGAAAAUAAAAUCGCUGAAAGCAUUCCUUACUUAAAGGAAGGACUGUUGUCUGGUGAGCCUGGAACUGAUGAUGGUCGGUUUUACUUUCACUUGGGGGAUGCUUUGCAGAGAGUUGGAGACAAAGAGGCAUAUACAUGGUACGAGGUUGGCCACAAGAGAGGACAUUUUGCUUCUGUCUGGCAGAGGUCACUUUACAAUGUGGAUGGACUCAAAGCUCAGCCAUGGUGGACCGCAAAAGAAACUGGUUACAGUGACUUAGUGAAGGCUUUGGAAGCCAACUGGAAGGUGAUCCGUGAUGAGGGCCUUGCUGUCAUGGAUGAAAGCAAAGGCCUUUUCCUUCCUGAAGAUGAAAACCUGAGAGAAAAGGGAGACUGGAGCCAAUAUACCUUGUGGCAGCAAGGACGAAAGAAUGAGAAAUCUUGUAAAGCCGCACCUAAAACCUGUGCUUUGUUGGAAAGAUUCCCAGAGUCCACGGGAUGCCGCAGAGGACAGAUUAAAUAUUCUGUAAUGCACCCAGGGACUCACGUGUGGCCUCACACAGGACCAACAAAUUGUAGACUACGAAUGCACUUGGGUUUGGUUAUACCGAGUCAAGGCUGCAGGAUAAGAUGUGCUAAUGAUACCAGGUCAUGGAAAGAAGGCAAAGUGCUCAUAUUUGAUGAUUCUUUUGAACAUGAGGUGUGGCAGGAAGCUGCUUCUUACCGCCUGAUCUUUAUCGUGGACGCCUGGCAUCCGGAGCUCACACAGCAUCAGCGGCGGACACUGCCAGCUAUCUAGUCAUCUGCAGAAGAGCUUCCCGGGGUCCAGUAUGUGAAGGAGAAUAGGGCCACCUUCUAAAGCCCUACAACGUUUCCCCUUGUUGCUGCCUAUUUGUCUAUUUGCUGCCUAUCUGAACAAGAUGUAACUGAUUUGUUUUAGUAUGAAGACUAAUUGAAGGAGUUUCAUAUAUAUUUUCUCUUUUCCAGUUUUUUUUUGUGAAAGAAGAAAAACCACUAUAAUUGUUUCUAGAAUUGUAUUUUUAUAUUUAAACAGUUUUGUACAAACCAGCCUCACCCUUUACCCAGAUCCUCACUACCAAUAUUUACUGCGAUAUGUAAUGGAAAAAUAUUCAGCAGUUUCUUUUUAUCGAUAAUGAUUCACAUUGCUCACAUUUUUUUUAUAUGUAAUCAUAACCAUAUAAUGCUUAAAAUAUAUUGAAUGUAGCCAUUGUGUAAGCAGGAACCUGGUGAAAUGACUCUGAAUGCCUUGAAAAUAAUGUGCCAAAACAGUAUAAUUUGCUCCCCUGUAGCUUAUUUUAAGGAUACAGAUGGAAAACACCCUCCCUAUAGCGUUAAAUAAAAUACACUUUAAUGUAUAUAAAAAAAAUUCACUACUUUACUUUUAGGUCUUGACUUUAAAGGGGUUGUCCAGGGCUUUUGCUAUUGAUCACCUUUCCUAAGGAAUGGAUAGGUCAUCAAUAUCAGAUCUCUGGGGGUUUAACUCCUGUCACCCCCGCUGAUCAGCUGUAUGAGGAGACGGCACGCGCAUCUUACUGUCCGUUUCUGUAUGUCUAUGACAAAGCAGCAGACAGGAAGAGAGAUGGGAAACGGCCGAGGUCAUCAGAGUAAAAGCAUGGACAACUUCUUUACAUUUUUCCAUCAGGUGACAUUUAUGUCUUAUCAAAAGGAUAUGACAAUAAUAUCUGACAGAUGCAGGUCCCACCUCUGGGAUUUGCUUCUAUCUCAAGAAUGGGGUCUCACAGUGAAUGAAGAGCGCACAGUGCAUGUGCCACUUUCUCUAUUCACUUCUAUGAGAUUUAGGACAGUAGCUGAGGAGAGGACAUGAAGUGUGGUCUUGAGGACAGACAUGGACCCGUAACAUAAAUCACUAAAUGAAAAAUAUUUUUGGACUGAAUGCUAUUAUUAUACCACAAAUGGAAGUUCACCUUUAACAACAACGUUUUGAUUGCUUUAGUCUUAUAGUCAUUGCUGAUUAUUGCUUGAUUAUUGACAGAAGGACUCCGCGUGACAGACUCCAAAGACAUUGUCCAUCAAGGUCCUAAGGCACAACAUCUCAUACAGAACAAAUAAUAUUGACACCAGUCCUGUAUGUCUAAAGUUUUUUGAGUUUUUCUUAAAAGAUUUGCAUUACUGCCAUGAAUAAUCCCCUCCCCUGAAUAAUUUAAACAUGUUGGGCUGAUUAUUUUAAUAAAAUAUCUUUACAGAGAUCAGGGCUCCACUUGUCUGACAGAGAGCUUCAGUUCCUUAUGUAGGCAUAGGAUUAUGAAAUAUCAUCUUGAUAACCAGCCGCCACCACUGUCAGUAGCGUAAGAGACAACUGUGUACAGUUAAAGGGAACCUGUCACAAUGAAAAUGCAGCACAAUCCGCAGGCAUCCUAUUAUAGAGCAGAAGAAGCUAAACAGAUUGAAAUAUGGUUUUGUGGGAAAAGAUUCAGUAUAACUUGUAAUUUAUUGGUUUAAACCUUUGCUCUUUCUGGACUUAGGAGUCCAGUGGGUGGUCCUAAUGACUGAUUGACAGCUAAUUCUGCACGACUAAGCAUAGAUAGCUGUCAGUAAGUAGGACCUCCCACUGGAAUGGAAUGCAUGUUUAUUAGGACUGGUUCCCUUUAAGAUGGUUUGCAGUAAGCCCCAUUCUCCUUCUAGUGGCAGAUAUACGCAUCAAGUAUGUCAUGUUUCACUCCUAUGGCAUUAAAGUGAAUUUGGAGCUCUGUGCAAGAACAUCUUAUCACUAUAAAGACUUGAUGAUAUUAAUCAGCAAAAGAUUAAAAUUUGAUAAUAAAAAGUUGGAGCUUCCCUUUUAGCUGCUAUUCACUGAGGCUAAGGCUAUGUACACCUUUGGGGGCAAUUUUUUAUUAUUGCAUUGUACUCAUUUUGAGCUAAAACUAAUUUUUUCCCAUUGGUCUUUAUUAAAAAAAUUGAACCUUUGUCUCUGUGCAGCCUUGAGUUUCUCUAGUAGCAUGCUCUGAAUUUUCACACUGUUCCAUCAGGUAGCUCAGCUGACGGCUCCUUAUCUCUAAACUUAUAAACACUCAUUAUAGCUCAGUUCUUUUCUUACUGACAAAAAUGUGGCUUAAAUAAGUGUUUAUGACCUUUUAUUAAUUUAGAGAUAAGGUUUAUUAGAGGACAGGCACAAAGUGAAAAGGAAAGUACCAUUAGCACAGCUAGGCAAACAGUUAACCCGUUCUGACAGAAGGGCUCAAUAUUUUUUAAUAAAGACCAAUUAAAAAAAUUAUUUGAGCCCAAAAUCAGUAAAAUGCCAUCAUAAAUUCCCCCCCCCCCCCCCGAGGUGUACAUAGCCUUUAAGUAGAUGAUGGCAGAUCCCAAUAGGUUAUUGUUUGACCUGCUGUUUUUUCCUGAUGUUGCCUUUUGGAUUGAUGACCGUUACUGACGGCUUACUACUAUAAGAAUGUAAUAUAAGAUGAACGUGUUACUGAAUCUGAAUGUUACUAAAUUUCAUUAGGUCCAUAUAGUGUAGAUCUUUAUAUGUUCAUAAAUUUAGGAUGAUAUGAAUAUCGGAGACUAUUUAGUUCCUCAUUUUAAAGGGCAUCUGUCAGCAGAUUUGUACCUAUGAAACUGGCUG
Molecule: messenger RNA, 5722 nt
Organism: Bufo gargarizans (Asiatic toad)
Lineage: Eukaryota; Metazoa; Chordata; Amphibia; Anura; Bufonidae
Gene: ASPH
Product: aspartate beta-hydroxylase
Exons: 26
Coding region: 248-2920 (890 amino acids)
Biological process (GO): peptidyl-aspartic acid hydroxylation
Cellular component (GO): endoplasmic reticulum; membrane
Molecular function (GO): peptidyl-aspartic acid 3-dioxygenase activity; protein binding
Source: RefSeq, a predicted model, not a curated record